Brassica napus (rape) is the source of this 965-nucleotide messenger RNA. Its product is annotated as mitochondrial inner membrane protease subunit 2. Lineage: Eukaryota; Viridiplantae; Streptophyta; Magnoliopsida; Brassicales; Brassicaceae. The record is from RefSeq and is a predicted model, not a curated record. The transcript is spliced from 6 exons. Gene Ontology annotation, cellular component: mitochondrial inner membrane peptidase complex; membrane. Gene Ontology annotation, biological process: mitochondrial respiratory chain complex assembly. The coding region runs from base 185 to 649 and encodes 154 amino acids. Gene Ontology annotation, molecular function: serine-type endopeptidase activity.
AAAGAAAAAACCCUGGUUCUUCACAUCGUCGCGACUUCUGCUUCUCGUCUCCCAUCUUCUUCGCGAAUCCGAUUUGCAGGUUAGUCCUUACACGUCUUGGUUACUCUCUCCGGUACUUGGUCGAUUCUCAGAUGGUUCAGUGCCUGUUGCUGCGAUUCACAUAUUAGAUUAGACCAUCUUAGACAUGGGAAUCCAAACUCUUAUAUGGCAAGUGACGAAGAAAGCAUUCACUGGAGGUAUUAUAGGGCUUACCAUUUCAGAUAGGUUUUGUAGCGUUGUUCCGGUGAGAGGAGACUCCAUGUCUCCCACGUUUAAUCCCCAACGAGAUUCUUAUUUAGAUGAUUAUGUGCUCGUAGACAAAUUCUGCCUUAAGGAUUACAAGUUUGCGCGUGGUGAUGUUGUAGUGUUCAGCUCGCCGAGUCAUUACAAGGAAAGAUACAUAAAGAGGAUAGUGGGGAUGCCUGGGGAAUGGAUAAGUAGUACUGAGGAUGUGAUCAGAGUUCCAGAAGGACAUUGUUGGGUAGAAGGAGAUAACAAAGCUUCCAGCUUAGACUCAAGAACCUUUGGCCCUAUUCCCUUGGGUUUAAUUGGAGGACGGGUCACUCGUGUCGUGUGGCCUCCUCAAAGACUAAGCAAGAUUGGUGGCUAAAGCUAAUGUAGUAGGAGAAAGAAGAAAAGUGGCCUCUUCGUAAUAACGUAUCAUGUUCAGGGGUGAAUACUACACAACGUGUCAGGUUAGAUUCUCUGCGUUUUUUUGAAACUGAUGCUUCGAACUCUGUUUCAAACUUUCAAAACCAUAAUUAAAUAAGAGAGAUGGUACAACUAAGGCUUGUCUGGUUUGAAGUUGGAAUUUAAAGAAUAAAAUUACUAAUAUAUAUUUUUUUUUUUAAACUCGUCGAGAAGAACAUCUUGCCCACCUUCUUCUUCGUCUACUCAAAACUUACUAUCUCUUCUCUCUAAGUCAA